AUGGGCUGCAAGUUUCAGAGAAGGGAAUGGUAUUUAGAGUGGGUUUUGAAGAAUGGAGAGGCCAUGAAUAUUGUGGUUCCCUUCAUGUUUAAAUAUGCUGUAGACAGCCUCAACCAGAUGUCGGGAAACAUGCUGAACCUGAGUGAUGCACCAAAUACAGUUGCAACCAUGGCAACGGCAGUUCUGAUUGGCUAUGGUGUAUCAAGAGCUGGAGCUGCCUUUUUUAAUGAAGUUCGAAAUGCAGUAUUUGGCAAGGUAGCCCAAAAUUCAAUCCGAAGAAUAGCCAGAAAUGUCUUUCUCCAUCUUCACAACCUGGAUCUGGCUUUCCAUCUAAGUAGACAGACAGGAGCUUUAUCAAAAGCUAUUGACAGAGGGACAAGGGGUAUCAGUUUUGUCCUGAGUGCUUUAGUAUUUAAUCUUCUUCCCAUCAUGUUUGAGGUGACUCUUGUCAGUGGUAUUUUGUAUUAUAGAUGUGGUGCCCAGUUUGCAUUAGUAACCCUCGGGACACUUGGUGCAUACACAGCAUUCACAGUUGCUGUUACACGGUGGAGAACUAGAUUUAGAAUAGAGAUGAACAAAGCAGAUAAUGAUGCAGGUAAUGCUGCCAUAGACUCACUGCUGAAUUAUGAAACUGUGAAGUAUUUUAAUAAUGAGAACUAUGAAGCACAAAGAUAUGAUAGAUUUCUGAAGACAUAUGAGACUGCUUCAUUGAAAAGUACCUCUACUCUGGCUAUGCUGAACUUUGGUCAAAGUGCUAUUUUCAGUGUUGGUUUAACAGCUAUUAUGGUGCUCGCCAGUCAGGGAAUCGUGGCAGGUACCCUUACUGUUGGAGAUCUAGUAAUGGUGAAUGGACUGCUUUUUCAACUUUCAUUGCCCCUUAACUUUCUGGGGACUGUAUAUAGAGAAACUAGACAAGCACUGAUAGAUAUGAACACCUUGUUUACUCUACUCAAAGUAGACACUCGAAUUAAAGACAAGGCAAUGGCAUCUCCCAUUCAGAUCACACCACAGACAUCUACGGUGGUCUUUGAUAAUGUGCAUUUUGAAUAUGUUGAGGGGCAGAAAGUCCUUGAUGGAGUAUCUUUUGAAGUCCCUGCAGGAAAGAAAGUGGCCAUUGUAGGAGGUAGUGGGUCAGGAAAAAGCACAAUAGUAAGGCUGUUGUUUCGCUUCUAUGAGCCUCAAAAGGGUAACAUUUACCUUGCUGGUCAAAAUAUACAAGAUGUGAGCCUGGAAAGCCUUCGGCGGGCAGUGGGAGUAGUACCUCAGGAUGCUGUCCUCUUCCACAAUACUAUUUACUACAACCUCUUAUAUGGAAACAUCCAUGCUUCACCUGAGGAAGUGUAUGCAGUGGCAAAAUUAGCUGGACUCCAUGAUUCAAUUCUUCGAAUGCCACAUGGAUAUGAUACACAAGUAGGGGAACGAGGACUCAAACUUUCAGGAGGAGAAAAGCAAAGAGUAGCAAUUGCAAGAGCCAUUUUGAAGGACCCCCCAGUCAUUCUCUAUGAUGAAGCCACUUCAUCAUUAGAUUCGAUUACUGAAGAGACUAUUCUUGGUGCCAUGAGGGAUGCAGUCAAACACAGAACUUCUAUUUUCAUUGCACACAGAUUGUCAACAGUGGUUGAUGCAGAUGAAAUCAUUGUCUUGGACCAGGGUAAGAUAGCUGAACGUGGUACCCACCAUGGUUUGCUUGGUAACCCUGGCAGUAUCUAUUCAGAAAUGUGGCACACACAGAGCAGUCGUGUACAGAACCAUGAUAACCCCAAAUGGGAUGCAAAGGAAGAAAAUAUGUCCAAAGAGGAGGAAAGGAAGAAACUACAAGAAGAAAUUGUCAACAGUGUAAAAGGCUGUGGAAACUGUUCCUGCUAA
Puma concolor (puma) is the source of this 1866-nucleotide messenger RNA. Lineage: Eukaryota; Metazoa; Chordata; Mammalia; Carnivora; Felidae. The record is from RefSeq and is a predicted model, not a curated record.